Messenger RNA from Marmota flaviventris (yellow-bellied marmot), 1817 nucleotides. It is a transcript of the gene C11H2orf69, whose product is annotated as chromosome 11 C2orf69 homolog. Gene Ontology annotation, cellular component: mitochondrion. NCBI's taxonomy places the organism in Eukaryota, Metazoa, Chordata, Mammalia, Rodentia, Sciuridae. The record is from RefSeq and is a predicted model, not a curated record.
CAGAUCACCCCCACCUCGGAACCGCUCUAGUGGCGGCGACCCAUGUGGGGGUUCAGGUUCCUGCGGUCCCCGCCGCUGCUCCUCCUGCUGCCGCAGCUCGGAAUCGGAGACGCCUUGUCCUGCCUGCAGGCCAGAACCAUGAACCCGGGCGGCAGCAGUGGUGCACGAUGCUCCUCCGCGGUCGAGGGACGCCGCCAGCAGUGCCUGCAGUUGUCCACUGUGCCAGGAGCCGACCCGCAGCGCACUAACGAGGUGCUCCUGCUGACGGCAGUGAGAGAGGGAUCAGAACGGCAGGACCUCCCUAGGGACCCGGCAAAGGAGGAACCGCAACCGCCGCCCCAGCAUCACGUCCUCUAUUUUCCCGGGGAUGUACAGAAUUACCAUGAAAUUAUGACUCGUCAUCCUGAGAAUUACCAGUGGGAAAACUGGAGUCUAGAAAACGUUGCCACCAUUUUAGCCCACCGGUUCCCCAAUAGUUAUAUUUGGGUGAUAAAGUGUUCCCGAAUGCAUUUGCACAAAUUCAGCUGCUAUGACAAUUUUGUGAAAAGCAACAUGUUUGGUGCCCCAGAACACAGUACUGACUUUGGAGCUUUUAAGCACCUUUAUAUGUUAUUGGUUAAUGCUUUUAACUUAAGUCAGAAUGGUUUGCUAUCGAAGAAUGGCAAUGUUUGGAAUAAGGACUCCAAAACAUCUAACUGUAGAUCUAAUUCUUCUCCUACUACUAGUAAUGGUUGCCAGGGAGAAAAAGAGAGGACCUGUGAAAAAUCUGAUGAGUCUGCCCCGAGUUUUAAUCCACCAUCACUGAAUGGUGCAUCUUUUACUUUGAUUGGAUUCAGUAAAGGUUGUGUUGUUUUGAAUCAGUUGCUUUUUGAAUUGAAAGAAGCCAAGAAAGACAAGAACAUAGAUGGUUUCAUCAAAAGCAUAAGAACGAUGUAUUGGCUGGAUGGUGGUCAUUCUGGAGGAAGCAAUACAUGGGUUACAUAUCCAGAAGUCUUGAAAGAAUUUGCACAAACAGGGAUUAUUGUUCAUACCCACGUAACACCUUACCAAGUACGUGAUCCAAUGAGAUCUUGGAUUGGAAAGGAGCAUAAGAAAUUUGUUCAGAUACUUGAGGAUUUUGGUAUGCAGGUGACUAGUCAAAUUCAUUUUACAAAGGAAGCUCCUUCUAUAGAGAAUCACUUCAGGGUUCAUGAGGUAUUUUGAGACUACAAGAAUAUUAAUGUACUUGUUUAGAGGAAAAGCAUAUGCACUUUGAGUGCUGUAAAUUCAGAUAAUGACAUGUAAGAUGCAAUUCAUAAAUGCAUUGUCAGUCUGGGGGUUAGGGAGAAGCACACAUUCCUAAAAUAUGGGUGUAAUAUGCAAUAGUAUUCCUUGCUUGUGAUUGUGAACAGUUUUUAAUUUGGAUUGGGUUAGAUUAGUUAAUUUGAAAUCUAAAAAGGUGGUUUGUGAUAAUUCUAUGAGAAAAUAUAGGACCCUUAAAAAUGAAGGUUAAUGACAACUAAAAUUGCUGUUGUUGGAAAUAGUUGAUUCUUUGAGUAAUGUUUCAAACUAAAUUUGGUGACAUUAUAACAGCAGUUAGCUAUUUUGGCACUGAAAACUUGAGUGGAAGCACUUCAUUUCUCUUCAGACAAAGCAAAAGCACCCUGAUGUUUUCCAUCAUUUUGGAGUAACAAUCCUGCCUCUUACGUUUUAUAAACUUAUGAAUUCAUUCUUAAUGUACAACAAGUUUUUUUUUUCUUGAGAGUCAAAUAUAUUUCCAGUUCUCCAAGAAUGUGUAAUAGCAUAAAGCUGAUUUUUUAAGCUUUACACUUAUGCAC